AUGGGAAGUUGUGUAUCCUCGAACAACUCGAAUUAGCCAGGUUAAAAGAAAAAGCCUCAAACAACAACUGGUCCUCACAAAGGAAGAGCAAUUAAUAGCACUCCUAACAAAGGAGGAAAUGCUACAAGUUACAAUAAUGGAACCAAUGUAGUCGUUAUUGAUGGAGGUGACAACGAUAUCUAAGAUAGUUUUCAUAAUCACCAUGAUAAUGAUCAUCACCACCAUGAUAAAGAUCAUCACCACCAUGAUAAUGACCAUCACCACCAUCAUGGACAUGAUGAUCACCAUCAUCAUCACCAUGAUAAUCAUAAUAAUGAUGUGCAUGUAAUUCAAGACGGAGGGCAUAGUCAUGGAGGACAUGAUCAUGGAGGAGGGCAUGACCAUGGAGGAGGCCAUGAUCAUGGUGGAGGCUACGAUGGUGGCGGUGGUGGAUACGACGGUGGUGGAAACGAUGGAGGUGGAGGAGGCGGCUGCGGCGGUGGUGGCUGUGGCGGUGGCGGCUGCGGCGGAGGAGGUGGAGGAGAUUGA
This is a messenger RNA of Stylonychia lemnae, 528 nucleotides long. The record is from the annotation of a GenBank genome assembly. NCBI's taxonomy places the organism in Eukaryota, Ciliophora, Spirotrichea, Sporadotrichida, Oxytrichidae.